Messenger RNA from Schistocerca americana (American grasshopper), 747 nucleotides. Its product is annotated as predicted GPI-anchored protein 58. The coding region runs from base 1 to 747 and encodes 248 amino acids. The transcript has 3 exons. The record is from RefSeq and is a predicted model, not a curated record. Lineage: Eukaryota; Metazoa; Arthropoda; Insecta; Orthoptera; Acrididae.
AUGGAGCCGUCGGAGGCGGCGACUAACACAGAGCUGGCGAAGGCGACAAAAGACACGGCGUCGUUGGCUCAGUGGUCGAGGCAAACCUCCACACCCACAACAGCUCCCACUACUACCCCCGCCCUCACGUACGCCUCUGUUGCCGCCUCUGCUGCCGCCCCUCAGGUGGUUGGCUUACCCUCUCUCACCGACCCCGUCGCUUCGUCUUCUGCAUCUCCCGCACGCCUCACGUCGCGCCGAGCCACCAUCGCCACCACUGAACCAGCUGCUUCUACCGGUGCCUCCACUACGCCACAGGGAUCUGCCACCCGCAACCUCCCUCUCCUCCCCGUCCCUCUCCCCUCCUCCCAGCCUCCAGUCUCCAAAAAACCCCAAAAGCGCGUCCUUACCGACUCUGCUCCCGCCACUUCCCACAAAAAAUCAACACCACCUCCUCCUCCCCCUGCCGUCACCAUGGACACCACCCCUCCUCCUGCCACCCCUACCUUGGCCCCCACCCUCCACACCUUUGUCCUGUCAACUCCCGAUCCUAAGUUCCUCGACGCUCGUACCCUCACCAAGGAAAUACGAAAAUUUGUGCAGCUAAGGCUGCGGCUGCGCGGCUGGGCGGGGCACAUCUCACCGCCGAUCGAUGGCCGCGGCUGCAGCCAGAGCCGGCCAGCUCUUAUUGCUCAAUAUUUGCCUGCUGAGUUUGCUGCCGUCGCAAUAAGUUCUCACUGCUGCACCAAUGUUUGGCUCGCCGGAUGA